UUUUCAGUAUGUUGAGCCCUCUUCCACAAGUCGAUAUUUCUUUCGACAAACAGUCAGAGCCAUAUUACCCAGGUGACACUGUCAAAGGAACAGUUGUGCUAACCAACAAGACACCACUGGACGCUAGAUGUGUGACCAUCAAGUGCAGGGGGAAAUCGGAGACCUACUUGAUCAACUGGACGGAUUUGUAUUGCAAAAAGGAUUUGUUUCGCAAAUCUGAGAUGGUUUGGGUCUCGAAAGACGGACAGAACAAAAUGCCCGAAGGCGGCUACAUCUGGACAUUUGAAAUCAAGCUUCCAAUCGAUUGCCCACCAACUCAUGAAGGGUAUGCUGGUGGUACCAACUACAAGGUGAAGGUGGAAAUCGAUAGACCAUGGAAGUGUAAUAUUAGAGAGGAGAAAGAAAUUAUGGUGACUCGUAAACUUGACAUUGAGAAGAAGUGGGAUCAAGAUGGAUACACCUUUACCAGCAAUCUAAGAUCCGGAAUAUUUUCAUCCAAUGGGCCGAUUUCGUUGAAGGUUUCUGUUCCAACUCUUGUUUUUCGUCAAGGACAAACUGCUGAAUUCCAUUUUGAAGUGAAGAAUCACAGCUCCUCAACAAUCAACGAAAUCUUCAUCAAGUUCGGAAAACAAGUUCAUUAUCAUUCUCGUAACCAGCUGACUCCCUGUCGCAAGUUUGACUCGCAUUCGUGUCCACUCAGUGUAUACCAUCAAACCAACUCAAGCAACUGCAUUGGAGAAGCUACUGCUUUGAAGGUCAACGUUGCACCAUACUCCACCAAAUCUAUCAUACUGCCUUUCACAAUCCCCGAGGAAGCCAAAACUCCGAGCUUCUCUACCGGACUUGUAAAUUUCGGCUAUUUCAUGGAGUUUGGAAUUGUGACCAAGCUGAUUGUGCAACCAAGAAUGAGGGCGACAAUUUACGUGGGAGAAAUGCCAGUCGACAACGUCACUGGUAAAGAUGAUGAGAAGCUCAAAAAGAUAAAACAGAUUCUGGAAAGCAGUGGGGCUCCACCAGCUUAUAGCGAAUAAGACCACGAAUUCAAUGUGUUUGUAUUUUGGAACAUACAUAUAAUCUACCCCCUUCCAAUAAUCAUCCUAUUUAUAAAAAUUCUGCAUCAUUUUAAAAAUUAAUACUGUGAUCUCUCCUGUCUUAAUUGUGUAAUUAAUUUUGAACCAAUAAAUAACCAAACAACUAGUAAAUUAAUUAUUGAA
Caenorhabditis elegans is the source of this 1214-nucleotide messenger RNA. It is a transcript of the gene arrd-4, whose product is annotated as Arrestin C-terminal-like domain-containing protein. The record is from RefSeq and is marked reviewed. Lineage: Eukaryota; Metazoa; Nematoda; Chromadorea; Rhabditida; Rhabditidae. Bases 9 to 1031 code for a protein of 340 amino acids. The transcript is spliced from 3 exons.